Cucumis melo (muskmelon) is the source of this 1755-nucleotide messenger RNA. RefSeq lists its product as uncharacterized. NCBI's taxonomy places the organism in Eukaryota, Viridiplantae, Streptophyta, Magnoliopsida, Cucurbitales, Cucurbitaceae. Gene Ontology annotation, biological process: proteolysis. Gene Ontology annotation, molecular function: cysteine-type peptidase activity. The transcript is spliced from 6 exons. The record is from RefSeq and is a predicted model, not a curated record. Bases 61 to 1353 code for a protein of 430 amino acids.
UCUAUACCAACCAUCAUUGGAUGUGGUGUAGAUAAAGUAAACGAUCAUGCCAUACCACGAAUGCUGAGGUGGGUGUGCCAACAAUCACCAAAGUCCCAAACUAUAAGCCAGGUGUUUGACUCGCCAAUGUUUAUAAUUAAGGCGGUCAUUGAGAUGACACCUGAAGAGGAGCAAUUGAAAAUUGCUUCAGGUGAACUUUUUGAAAACUUCCGCUCAUCUACCAUUAUUCAGUCGAAGAAUGGUGGUUCAAAAAGAGUACGAGAAGUUGUUAACGAUGAAGAUGAGUUCAAAAAGAGUAAGAAACAGAAGUCCAAGAUUAAGAUGAAAAAGGCUAUUCGAAAUCUCCAAGAUCGAGUAGCGGUUGUUGAAGGGCAACUUAAUACUAUAAAAUCCGAUAUUGACGAAUUGAAGGGCCUGAUGUCAACCAUAUUGAAGCACAUUGGACUUCAAAGAAAGGGUGACGAAGGGGACCACAAGGUGUUCGAAGGCUUAGUAGAUCAUACAUUAGAAAGUAAAGAUGUGGAUAAUGCUAAGACCGAAGAUGUUGACACAGGCGGUACCCCUAAUUGGUUGAGGAUGCCAAAGGAGGAUGAACACAUUGAAGUUAAAAAGAAGGGUGACGAAGAUGUGUUGGAGAAGAAGGUUGAUAUUGGUUUAGAGGAGCCAAUAGAUGUCGUUGACGAUGAGGACGUCAUAGAGAUAGAACCAUUUCUCACUCAACGACCACACGUUCGGCCCGCCCGUAGGAAGCGUGCAAGUGUUUACCUAUCAACCCCAUUCACAACUCUACCUAAACGGUCUCUGACAUCAACCACCAGCACCUCUGAGUCUGAAGCAAUUGUUUAUGAUCCUAUGCACAAAAUACUUGACGUCCAUUUAGAUAGACUUCGAGCUUGGAUUACAGACAAGCGUACAGACGAUGAGCUGCGUGAAACCUUUCAUGGGAAAAAAUCGAAGGCUUUUUUCAGAGACUUGUUUAUGUGUCGCCGGUGGUUGUCGGAUGAGCAUUUGGAUGCACUUUUUCUUUUCAUUCGCUUGAAGAUUAAGGCAGCCGGGAUACCUUCUUCUCAGAACUUCACAACUGCAGACACAAUCUUUAUGCGCAUUUUAGUUUCGAAGUGGCCCCUAUACAAAGAAUGUAUUAAAGAGAAUCGCCCGUUUGACUGGGACGAAGAGUAUAGGUUGGUUGACUAUGUUGUCGGGUCAAAAGUGGACUUCCAAGAUCCUUGGGCAAGUGUUGAUUACGUUUACUCUCCAUUCAAUGUCCAUGGCAACCAUUGGGUUCUAUUAUGCUUGGAUUUGGUAAGUUGUCCAUGGCAACCACUAUCAACUGACCCCGAUAUUUGUUCUUAAGAAAUGUUCCGUCCAUGACUAUGACCGGUCUAAUGCAAUUUAAGAAUCCUCUAACACAUGCACCAACAGCCAUAAAAAGAUAUUUAAAGAAACGAUCAUCUUCGAGUUCCAUGUGAAAUAUUGUACCUGAAUUUGUAAAUUUGAGUGCUUCACCAUAUCUACGCAAAAGAUUAUAUGACUCUUCAGGAGACCCUCGCACUCGUUCAUAUGCAUUUUCUCUGGCACGCCAUGCUUUCUCAUAACUCAUAUUUAUGCCAUAGUCUUGCCUCAUGUCUUCUAUGAUAUCACGUGGUUUGUAUAUGCGACCGGGCCCCUUGAAUUUGGACUUUAUUAAUUCUCCAACAACCCAAGAUUUUGCUUGCCUAUGGUCACGAUUCAAAAACUCAAGAGAACAUGAAUGAA